Molecule: messenger RNA, 996 nt
Organism: Puccinia triticina
Lineage: Eukaryota; Fungi; Basidiomycota; Pucciniomycetes; Pucciniales; Pucciniaceae
Exons: 3
Coding region: 1-996 (331 amino acids)
Source: RefSeq, a predicted model, not a curated record
AUGGAUCGUGAACUCGUUAAAUUAAUAGUCACUCAGGGGCUGCAUGGCACUUCUACCCCCACUGAUCUAUCCUUCGCCGAUAACUCAACCAUCAAAGCUAUUCCUGGUGACACUUGCACGGUCCUGAAGAACCUAGCGAUAGAACCAGAUCUCAUUUAUUGCAUAUGCUGUCCCAAGUUUUUUGCGAUGUACCCGGACAACGAAAGUGCACCUCAGAAAUGCUCUUUUCGCCACCUUCCUGAAAAGCCUCCGAAAGCCAGUACAGGAAAUAACCGACUAGGUCAACUCGAAAUAACAUACUUGACAAACUUCGCCAGAAUCGGCAAUCUGCGGGCAGCGCUGGCGAGUGGUAGUUUUCCCAAAUCUUUCAAACCCUAUGUGAAACAGAUACGAGCUCUCUACCAACCCAUCCCAUUCGCCGCGGAAACCGCGACCAAUCGGCGUCAAAGCACCCUCGAAGUUGGCAUGCUAAACCAACUAAUUGAUUGGCUAAAUCAAAUUUUCCCCCUCGAGAACGGCGGCCAGUGGACUACGUCCAGCAAAUGGAGCAUGUCUUUGGCAUCCGUGAACAAGGCCCCUGUCAACUCACUAAUCCAAAUCUUCCCAAACUUGAAGCAGGGCAAUGUGGUGUAUUCAAGCAUGAAAACUAACGAAAGUAACUGUGUAGUCGAGCUGAAGCCGGGUUCUCAAACAAAGUAUGGGAUGAUCAAAACGAUUUUCACUCAUUUACGAAGGGCCCCCGGUUCCAAAGCUGUGAAAGAUACUUGGCUAGCAGUACAUCCGCUGGUUACCAUCCGUUGUAACCCCAACCCUUUUGCCCAACUCCAACAGUACGACGCAGUUGGCGUUGCCUUGCGAAAAGUCGAAUACGAUCAAGAGCACAUAGUACUUCUCGAGGAGGUUUUGGCACAAUGCGCGUGGAUGACUUACAAGCCCAAAGAGCUUGUCCCGGCUAUAGAUUUUGAAACUAUAGCGGUAGUCUCCCUUGAUUGUUAA